This is a messenger RNA of Kwoniella mangroviensis CBS 8507, 2484 nucleotides long. RefSeq lists its product as uncharacterized. The record is from RefSeq and is a predicted model, not a curated record. The transcript has a single exon. Bases 1 to 2484 code for a protein of 827 amino acids. NCBI's taxonomy places the organism in Eukaryota, Fungi, Basidiomycota, Tremellomycetes, Tremellales, Cryptococcaceae. Gene Ontology annotation, molecular function: protein-folding chaperone binding.
AUGUUCCCACACCCUUACUUCACUCACCCUGCCCAACAACGAAGAGGGUUUGCCACCCCUUCGCCUUCCUACUCCUACCCUCAUCCUCAAUCCCACCAACAAUUCAACUUCUUCCCCCAACCUUCGCCACCAACCCCGACCUACGAUUAUUCGUCGAUCGAAGAAGAGGAACGAGCCGCUCUAGCUCAUCUCCGAUCCAUCCGACGAAGAAGGGAAGAAGCUGAAGCUGCAGCUGCCCGAGAAGCAGCCAUCGCGAGAGAAGCCGCCGCUCGAGUUGAAAGAGAAGCAGCCAUACGAACCGAAUUAGCAAGACUCGAACGACAACGACAGAUCGCCCAAGCUAUCAGAGCUCAACAACAAGCCGAGGAGGAAAGGCGAAAAAGAGCAUAUUUAGAAGCGAUUGAGAGAAAGAGGGCCGAGUUGCUCAACGCUCAAUUGGCCGCUCAAGCUCGACGACAAGCUGCCAUCGCUGCUGGUCAAGCUAGAAGAGACGAAGCGGAAGCUAGAAGGAGAGCUUGUACUCAAGCUAGAUGCCAAAGAAGGUUAGUUGAACCUUCUCCCUCUCCUUCCUGUUGCUGUCAUAAUCAGGUUAUCGCCGGUCAGCAGAAUCAGAAUCCAAAUACUGAUAUCUGCUGCGUCGAUAGAUCUCCUCCUGCUGCCGUCCCUACCACUUCGAGAUCGUCCACUCCUUCCGCUGAGAGGAAUGAGUGGCAAGAGUUGAACAACAUCUUUGGUCCUCUAUUCGGCCUCCACCUUGUUCCUGACGCCGAGUUUCCGCCCCUCACCACCGCUGAGACCACUUUUCAACCACGAUCGGCUCCAGAGCAACCUAAGCCAGAAGCUCAACAAUCAGCUCCAGCACCAUCUGCUCCUGCGAGUACCGAGAAGAAGGACAAGAAAGAAUUCCCCGAAGAUAUCAACAAACUUCUCUCACAAUUCCUUGGUCUUCGAGUCGACCCAAUUUCUGAAUCUGAAUCAUCGUCUUCGACUAAUAACGCCAAAGCGAAGGACAAUGGUACUCCAGAAGGUCUCAACGGGCUCCUCGGCCAAUUCGGUUUAGUCUUCGAACCUGAGGCUUCGGAGACAGAAGAGAAGAAGGAUGAUACCCCUACUCCUGCUGCACCUGAAAAGAAGAAAUCCACUCCUGUCCCUUCGACCUCUUUCAACGUCGCUCAACGAUCUACCGUCGCCACUGAAAAAGAGGAAGAGACUCCUGCUCAAAAGGAAGUACCACCAUUCACUUCUCUUCUCGAUCAAUUCACCGACGUCAACCCAUUCUUACGAGAUCUACUUGGUAAUUUCGAACAUGCCUUAACUGAGGAAUUGACCAAGAAGAAUAAGACUGGUUCUAAGGAUUGUCAAGGUACUUGUGAAAACCGGUGUGCUCAAUCUUGCGGGGAAGCUUGUGCGACUGAACCUGCGAAGAAGUAUAAAGGAAAAGCGAGGGCUGAAGGCGAGAGAAAGGAAGGAUCCAAACCUGUCCCUGCUCCUACCCCUGCUUCUGUCCCUGUAUCUACCCCUGCUACUGUUGACUCGACCGACUCGACCAAUUCUUCCUCUUCUAUCACCGCACUUGACUCCAUCGAAUCUCAACUUGAAUCUCUCCGAUCGUCAUUCACUUUCCCCCCUAGACUGUCUUUCGCUCAUUCCACUUCCGAAACGGUCUCUCCUCCAUUAUUAUUCAACAAGACCAACUCGGCUUACCAUACCCAAGCCAACUCUUACCUCCAACUUCUACUCAAAGCGGAUGGUAUCAGCUCCAAUGGUGAUAAAGAGAUCCGAAAGAGGCGAAAAGAGUUGGUAAGAAAGGUUGAGCAGGAGAUUGAACAGUUGGAAAAGCAGAAAGAUGAAAUUUGGAAAUCAGUCAAAGCUAAGAGGGAUAACGGUGAAGAAUCGGAACCUGAUGAAGUAGAUGAGAGAUCUUGGUCUGGAUCGGAAACUACCAGUGUUAUUGGUGAUAACGAACAUCUACAACAAGAUCAAAAUUAUGAACAUGAACAUGAGAUCGAACAUGUGGAAAAUAAGGAGGAGGAGAAUGAACAUAAGUCAUAUGCUGAAGUAGCCAAACCCAACGCUGGAAAUACCUCGGAUAAUCAGAAUAAAGAGGAAGCUGUUCCUCCAGUUGAAGGCACUGCCUCUACCAUCGAACAACCUUUCACCCCUCAUGGUCAAUCCGAUGUUCAGCCUGAGACUUCUGCCAACGAUGCUCAACCCGAAAGUACUCCUGCUACCGAUGAUCAAUCCAAAGAAGAGAUCGAAGGAUACACCAUCUCCGUUACUUUUCCUACCGAAGUCGAACCAGCCCAAGAACAAUCUUCAGCUCCCGAACCUGAAGAGAAAAAGGACAACGUCGAAGUUGAAGAGAAGAAAGAGGUCGAGGCUGAGACUGAGACUCAGUCUAAGAGAGGAGUGACUGAAGAAGAUAAACGAUCGGACAAGUCAGCUAGGGUUGAGACCGAGGAAGAAGGAUACGAGUUGGUGUAA